UGGAUCGCGAUUAUUGAUUUGGAUCUCUGAUCUAAAUCAUCUAAAAAGUUAUUUUUCAUAACCCUACAUUAACCUAAAAUUUCGUAUUUUGUAAAAGUGAUUGUUGACUGUAAAUACCAGAAUAAUUGGUUUUUUUUCACGUAUAUACUAAAAAAUAAAUUUGAUAUAAUUGCAAGAAUGCCAGCGAAAAGGGGUAAUACAUUAAUAUACAAAGGAAGCAAUUACUUGAGGCAAAGAUUAAUUCUUUCAGUCUUAAGUGGUAGGCCUGUUCAAAUAACUGAUAUACGGAUCCAAGAUGAAGAACCAGGUUUAAAAGAAUUCGAAGUCAAUUUAAUAAGAUUAUUAGAUAAAGUAACAAAUGGUACAAUAAUUGAAUUAAACGAAACAGGAACAUCAUUAUAUUUUCAACCAGGUCUAUUGUAUGGUGGUGCUAUUGAACAUGAUUGUUGUACAGAAAGAGGCAUAGGGUACUAUUUGGAAGCUCUAGUUAUGUUUGGCAUAUUUUGUAAACAGCCAUUAAAUGCCAAACUAAAAGGGGUAACUUCCAAUAAUAUUGACCCUUCGGUUGAUCUAAUAAAAACGUCUUUACUUCAAACAUUAAAAAAAUUUGUAUUAGACGAUGAUGAUUUGGAAUUAAAAAUUUGUAAAAGAGGUAUGAGACCAUUAGGAGGAGGUGAAGUGAUAUUCAGAUGUCCAGUAAGGAAACAGACAAGACCGGUACAGUUAUAUAAAAGUGGGAUGGUGAAAAGAAUUAGAGGAACAGCUUAUGCUUUAAGAGUAUCUCCGGCUAUGGCAAAUAGAAUAGUAGAAAAGGCUAAGGGAGUACUGUUGAAUUUUAUUCCUGAUGUUUACAUUAGCGUGGAUCAACGUAAUGGGAAACAGGCUGGAAAUAGUCCAGGAUUUGGAAUUCACUUAUUGGCUGAAACUAAUGAAGGGACAUUUUAUUCAGCAGAACAGGUGUCAAAUGUUGUAGCAAAUGGUGAGGAACCUUCUAUACCAGAAGAUCUAGGAAUUGCUGCUGCUCAAAGGUUAUUAUACGAAAUAUAUCUUGGAGGAGUAGUGGACUCGACAUCUCAAUCACUGGCAAUUUUAUGUAUGGCUUUAGGUGAUAAAGAUGUUUCAAAAUUAGUCACAGGUCCUCUAUCAGAUUAUUCGAUAUGGUUUUUAAGACAUUUGAGAGAUUUUCUUGGUGUUACCUUCAAAUUAGAACCUUUCGUAGAAGAUGAAGAGUAUAGUAAAAAUGGUUCAUCAUCAAAAGUUUUAUUAACUAGUAUAGGAAUCGGAUAUACCAAUAUAAGUAAAAGAACUCUUUAAUUUUGAUAAUUGAUCUUUUAAUUAUAUCACCUUCAUGUCGUAAAAUUAGCUCCAAAUUUUGUUUUUAGCUUCUGAGCAAUAUUUAAUUCCUUCAAAAUAAUACAAAAGGUCUUUUUUACAUAUAUACUCAUUAUAAAACUUUUCCACCUACCCCAUAGGUUACUCCUAUAAUUUUUUUCAAAUACAUUUUUUAAUUAUAUACAGGGAAAAUAUCAACAGGUUAUUUUUUGUUAAAUCAGUUAAUAUCACCAAUUUUCAUUGCAGUAGGUGUUUUCAUAAUUUUAAAUAAACGAAUAUUCCAUUUUCAUAAAAUAAAAUUAGUGCUCAAAUUGAUUGAUGAGUGAAUGAACAUAUUGUAAUCUAUUUCCUUCCCCGAUUAAUAUUUGUUUGGUCUAAAUGGUACAGAAAACAAUGACGAAUGAAGAUACUGGAAGAAAAUACUCGGAUACCAAAUAAUUAAAGUCUCCUGUAGCAUUCUAUUGAAAAUAUGGGUUAAAAAAAUCUUCUAUUGUCAAAUGUGUUGCUUUGGAUUGUUUGAGAUCAUUAUUGAUGGUUCAUAUGGUACCAAUUACUUUGAACUCUGCUCUAAUGUACCUUUAUCUUCCAUCUUUUUCAACCAUAUAUCUUUUAAUUGUCUUGAGGGUUGUUACAAGAACUAAAUCUGUAUAUAUUGUUUAGAUAUUAAAUAAUUCUGAUUUACUUUUACUAAUUAAGUAUCAAAUUACUCCGCAUCCUUUUCUUGGUGGAUUUUCAGUAGGAAACAAGCACGCCAAUAGUUACAUUCUUUCGGGCAUUGUAUUCUUGAAAAUUUUUGGUUGACUAUCAUCUUUUGUGACAUAAGAAAUUUUAUCUUUUGAGUUACACAUCUUAGAUUACCACACUAUUUCUUCAACAUUUUCAGGCCUGAUACUAAACUCUACUUCAUUACGUAGUGACAAUGUUUUCUUUGUUUGGAUUUUUAAAAAUUUAUAUUCCAAUCACCUUAUUUUUGUUUCACGAACAACAAAAAACAACUUAAAUCUAGAAAACAAAGUUUCACUAUAUUUCCACUUUCUCCACUUAAUGUUAAAAGUUGUUUCUCAAAAUGCACUAAUCACUAUCUUCAACCAAUAAGUUCACCAAAAGCUGUAUAUUCUUUUAAAGUUUUUAUUAUCGAUUUUAUUUAUUAAAAAAGAGUUAUUUCACUUCUUCACUUACAAUUGUUCUUACUACCUGGUUAUAUCUUGUUAAAAUUCACAUUAUACUCAGCAUUUAUUAGUUUUUAAAACAGUAGCUAUUUCACAUUUUACCACACUAUAUUGGUGAAUAAAAAUAUCAACUUAAUAUAUACAAGGUGAACCUGAAAUAAAUUAUAUGCAUCCAGUUAUAAUUUUUAAUACAAAUUGUUAUAAUUUUCACAAGAUAACCUUUCAAAACUUUUUACAUUCCUGGAUAAUUUUGAUGAUAUUUCAAGCUAAUUCUACAUUUAGGACACUAUCUGAAUCACAUUUUACAAAAAAAAAAAAGAAAAAAUCGGGUGUAUAUGUUUAUUUCAUAUGAAUUAAAAUUAAGUCUAUGCCAACUAGAUGAUGAGCGUUUACAUAGUGGAACCGUAGCAAAUUAAACACCAACCUGUAUAUAUUUCCGAGCUUUCAGAUACUUAUGUAUUCAACGUCUGGGAAUCAAGAAUUGCGGUGUGGUAAAUUUUGUAAUGUCUUUUAAUAUUUCUAUCAGGUUGAUGAAUCUAAUGUUAUUAUUAUAAAAUGUAUCACACCACAAUUCUUAACUAAUUGAUUCCCAGACGAUGAAUACAUAAGUAUUCGAAAGCUCGGAAUAUAUUAGAAUUAGUACACUUUGGUGUUAAAUUUUGCCACAACUCCACAACGAAAACGCUAAUAUAUGUAUGUAUAUAUGAGGAUUGAAUUAUUUCAGGUUAACCAUAAUUAUAAAAUUAUUAGUAAACUUAUCUAUCCAAGGAAUAUGUUUUUUUUUCAUGAAUGGCUAG
Molecule: messenger RNA, 3298 nt
Organism: Diorhabda sublineata
Lineage: Eukaryota; Metazoa; Arthropoda; Insecta; Coleoptera; Chrysomelidae
Gene: Rtc1
Product: probable RNA 3'-terminal phosphate cyclase-like protein
Exons: 3
Coding region: 178-1314 (378 amino acids)
Biological process (GO): endonucleolytic cleavage of tricistronic rRNA transcript (SSU-rRNA, 5.8S rRNA, LSU-rRNA); ribosome biogenesis
Cellular component (GO): nucleolus
Molecular function (GO): RNA endonuclease activity
Source: RefSeq, a predicted model, not a curated record